GUUGAGGCGGCGGUUUACUUAGUGUCUGGAGAGAAUAUCUGGAAUUGCAUUACUAUGCCUGAUCUAUUGACAGGCCAAAUAUACAGACUAGGGACCCCUCCUCCUCCUCGCAUCUUUCCCAUACGUUGGCCAAACAAAGUCUUCGCGUUUCUCCUCCUACUGAACUGAAUGUUCACUUCUUCUACGGCUAAACGCUGAGGCUAGUCUAAACUGAACGAGAUAAACUUCAGCUUCCAGCAUACGCUUCAUACCCUCGUCGGUAGGGCUUCCAAUUCCAAGCUAUUGGAGGCACUGGAGCACUAAGUAAGUAUGAUUUUGAAAAUUUUCUAUGGUAAGACAAAACAGCGCAUUUGGCCGUCGCUUAUUUAACCCUUAAUCCCGCCAUGUGACAAGCAGAAUUAAUCCGCUCGGGUCUGUCCGUACGUCAAUAUAGCGGUGUUUGUGAAGCAUUAGGUGCUCGAUUGAGCUACACUCCAGUUGACAAACAGCGAGCGGAAUUGAAGCUGGAGCAGUAUUGUCUAAUACGUUGAUCCCCACGAACUUCGAACGCGUAGGCAAAGCUGAGCGCGAUAUAUCAAAGAGCUGUCCAACAUCGACUAACAGUCUCCUCCUAUUCAGUGGUUGCCCUGCACUUUGGUUGAAGCGUUGGGCGAAUGAAAAUCGUACAUGUAUGUACAUGUACUGUACAUAUUGUCCAUAGACCAUAAGGCAACCAGGCAACCAGCAAGUCAGCAGCCGUGGCGCUGCAGGUAUGUUAGGAGUGGAAAUGCACCAAUAGGAGAACAAUUUGCCAUCCACUGAAAUAGAUGAUAAGUGUAGCCUAAUCCGUAUCACGCCACAGGAGAGCGGAAACUUGACGUAAAGACUCCUUGCGCAUGCGCCAAAUCCGUGCGGCUGGCUUGAGUCUGCAUUCUCGCCAAGAUGGACGGUUCUAUAGGGAUGCUGCUGGAGAACAAUGCACGGUUUCAUAAUUGUAUGCGGCAGGCUGAGCGAGCAAAUCGCGAAUGGCAGGAUCCUGCCUGUCCAGUUCCAUGGAGCGGAUACUAGGACGGCUGAGCAAAUUAGAAAGUUUCAUCAUUUGUCUAGGGAGUGCGCGGCAGCAUGAGAAAGAAGUGUUAAGGAAUCGCGGGAAAGAUACUCUGUAUAUGUCGGUGGGACGACGAGAUGUUAGGGAUGGGAUGUGAACCGCCCCCAGAAGUUUGCCUUGUUUGCAGGAGAGCUGGCUGCUUGAGCGACCAAAGAGCGCCAGUUUGUUCCAAGGCUGGUAUUGAGAUUCUCCACAAGCAGCCGACAGAAAGAAAGAAAUCGCAGCGCUGGAAAGGUUCCUUUAUUCGUUUUCCAUUUUGUUUAAGCCGGCGAGGGAAAGGCAGCCAUAAAAGAAGCAGUGCAGCUAGAACGCGAGACUGCGUCAACCUCCGCUCAAACUAUCCCAUACCAUUCUACGGCUUAUAUUACUUACUCCCUAUAACUAAAACGGAAGCAUAUGGCAUGACCUCUUUAAGAAGCUUACAUAUAUAUAUAUCUCUCUCUCUGGCACCCGUUCUCCAGAAACACUAAUAUCCCCACCAUCACUCUGAAUUAUGCCCCAUUACAUCCGAUUUCUCAAGACCCCCAGAAUAGUGGCGUCUUCUCAUAGACAGUGCUUUGUGGAAGCAUUGAUCACCAUCACGACAGACUUGGGGGACACAUUCCUUGCAGAAGACGCUGAGCUUCUUUCCAUCUUGCAGUUUACCAACAAUGAUAACGAGCUAACAACUUCAUUCGACGAGACAUUCACGUGGAAUGCGGGGAAUCGAGAGUUGAAGAUCGUUUUCGGGCCAUGCCAGAUCUCUGAUACGAAUCAAGCUGCGAGACUCAGUGUGAGGGACGCCAACGCUGGUCUUGUCGACCGUUUGGAACCUUCCAAGGCUCCCAGCAUUGUUACUGCCUGGAGUGCUGAGUUUGGGGGAAAUUAUGGUCCGCAGGCGGAAAAAUUAGUUGAGAGAUGUUUUAAGCUGGAAAUUGGACCGCAGUUGAGGGCGUGGGAAGAGACGGGCAAUAGUAUUGCCCGGCAUAUAUGGGACGCUGCGUUGGGAUGUGUGAUGGAAAUUCAGAAUGCAUAUAUGCGCCUAGGAGGAUCUAUUCCCACACUGCAAAGACUAUUCUAUGAGCGAAAGGGCGCACCACUUCGCGUCAUCGAGCUAGGUACGGGAUGCGGGAUUGUCGGAAUCGCAAUAGCCCAGAUAGUUCCUCAGUGCUCAGUACUGCUCACCGACCUUGAAGAGGUGCGGGAUAUCAUCAGCCGCAAUUUGGAGUUUGCCACUCCUGCUAGAUUGUCCAGUGCUCGAUUCCAGGUGCUUGACUGGGAUGAAGCUGUGCCGGAAGAAAUUGCUCAACAUGGUUAUGAUCUGAUUGUUGUUUCGGAUUGCACUUAUAAUGCAGACAGCCUCCCAGCCCUGGUUCAAAUGCUUACAGCGCUGGUGCAAAUUUCUCCUAGUGCUAUUGUGCUGGUGGCCUUAAAAAGGCGGCACGAUAGUGAGGAAGUGUUCUUUGAUUUUAUAAAGAACGCAGGAUUUGAAAUCGAUAGCCGUGCCGUUGCCCCGCUGCCCACCCUUGGUUCAGAAAAUGAGUCAGUCGAUAUCGAACUAUAUGCGUUUCGCAAAAAUUCCCCGGCAGAUAGUUGAUGAUGUGAGAGUGGUGUUCUCGCUUUGCAGCGGACAAAAAAGACACGAAUUUGAGAUUACAGCAUACGAUGAUAAUAACGAUUAAGCCUGUCCGGCUAUUCUUUUAACAGACCAAAAAAAAUCCCUCAUAUAUACAGUGGAGGUCUAUCCCUUGUUUGUUUAUCGACCGCUGGAAUUGCGAUAGCUGGGGCCACGACGACUGCAGGGAGAGAUGGCCAGAACACACAGCUAGAGAUAAGGAGGUCUGCGAGGAACCCCCGCCAGAACAUGGAACAUCGGCUGCUGGUGCAGCUCACCGCUCCGUUCUCGUUCUUGUAGCUUACAUAAAUAAUGGAUUAACGGAGGCCACGGGGACUCUGAAGAGGCAAAGGGGAGAGUACUUUUCUUUUCUUUUCUUUU
This is a messenger RNA of Blastomyces gilchristii SLH14081, 3062 nucleotides long. RefSeq names its product UPF0665 family protein c. NCBI's taxonomy places the organism in Eukaryota, Fungi, Ascomycota, Eurotiomycetes, Onygenales, Ajellomycetaceae. The transcript has 4 exons. The coding region runs from base 1581 to 2663 and encodes 360 amino acids. The record is from RefSeq and is a predicted model, not a curated record.